Molecule: messenger RNA, 2449 nt
Organism: Diuraphis noxia (Russian wheat aphid)
Lineage: Eukaryota; Metazoa; Arthropoda; Insecta; Hemiptera; Aphididae
Gene: Npc1a
Product: Niemann-Pick type C-1a
Biological process (GO): sterol transport; intestinal cholesterol absorption; cholesterol homeostasis
Cellular component (GO): plasma membrane
Molecular function (GO): lipid carrier activity; cholesterol binding
Source: RefSeq, a predicted model, not a curated record
AUUAAAUUUCUUAAUGAAUUAAUUAUUUGUUUAAUUUUUUGCAGUAAUCCGUAUAAUCCAUUGUGUUUAGCACCUUAUGGGGGUCCAGUGGAUCCAUCUAUUGCUUUAGGAGGUUUUUCCAAUUCCAGUGAACCGAUAACUAAAAUGUCUCCUUAUGAAAAAGCGACAUCAUUGUUAUUAACUUUUGUACUCAACAACCACAACAGCAAAUCGUUGUUGAAAGACGCACUGGAAUGGGAAAACAAGUUUUUGGAUUUCAUGAAGAACUGGACUAUGGUUUCAAAACCAUCUUUCAUGGAUGUAGCUUAUUAUUCAGAACGUUCUGUGGAAGAUGAAUUGGAUAGAGAAUCACAUUCUGACAUGUCUACAAUAGCUAUAAGUUAUUUAGUCAUGUUUUUAUAUAUAGUCUGCACACUUGGAUGGAAUAAAAUCAUACUAAGUUUUUUCGGAAUAGUAAUUGUUAUAUCAUCUGUUGUUUGUUCAGUCGGUUUUUAUGGUAUAAUCGGUAUACCACUAUCCUUGAUCGUGCUGGAGGUCAUACCAUUUAUCGUUCUUGCUGUCGGAGUUGACAAUAUAUUCUUAAUCAUUCGAAUGUAUCAACAAAUUGACAUGAAAGAAGACGAAUUAAUUCCCGAUUACAUCGGUCGUGUUUUAAGCAAAAUCGGACCGUCAAUUUUCAUCACUACUCUUGCAGAAAUCACAUGUUUCUUUAUUGGCAGUUUGUCAGAUAUGCCUGUUGUUAGAUCUUUUGCAUUAUAUGCUGCCAUGGCUUUGGUAUUCAAUUUUUUGUUACAGAUGUCUUGUUUCAUAGGUUUAUUAGCAUUGGAUGCUAAACGAAAAACAGUUAAGCAAGAAAUUAAAAAACAAAGUUUAGUAUACAACAUGUUUCAAAAUGUGUACGUUCCAACUUUAAUGAACAAAUUUGUCAGACCAUUGAUUGUAUUAUUAUUUAGUGCUUGGCUUUGUAUGAGUAUUGUGGUUAUUCCAAAAAUUGAUGUGGGUCUGGAUGUCGAAUUAACUAUGACCCAUGAUUCUUAUGUGCUUAAAUAUUUUAAAUUUAUGAAACGUUACUUUUCAACUGGACCCCCUGUUUAUUUUGUGGUCACUGACGGGUUGAAUUUGACUGAUGUUAAUAGUCAAAAUCUUCUGUGCGGUGGUAUUCACUGUGAUCAAUAUUCAAUCACUAAUCAAAUUUACAGAGCUUCAAAAACGGCAAAUUUAACAUAUAUAAACAGACCUUCCACAUCGUGGAUUGAUGAUUAUUUUGAUUGGACUGCUCUUUCAAGUUGCUGUAAAGUUACUCAGAACAAUAGUUUUUGUCCACACAGCAAUGAUGAUUGUACAAGCUGUAAUAUCAUUAAAAAUGAAUGGGGUCGACCAAAUGUUCAAGAUUUUGCAAAAUUUUUACCAUAUUUCCUGAAAGAUAAUCCAGAUGAAAAAUGUUCGAAAGCUGGACAUGCUGCUUAUAGCGAUGCUAUUUCUUUAAAAAACAAUUCAACUGGACCAAAUUAUUUUAUGACCUUUCACACUGUCUUGAAAACAUCUAAAGAUUAUUAUGAAUCAAUGCGCUCUGCUAGAUUAAUAGCAAAUAAUAUGACUAAAACAAUUAAAGAAAAAAUUCCAAAUACGACCGCUGUGGUGUUCCCGUAUAGUGUUUUUUAUGUGUUUUAUGAACAAUACUUAACCAUAUGGCAGGUAUGCGUUCAACAUUUAGUGUUAUCGUUUGUAAUGGUAACAUUUGUAGUGUGGACGUUUACUAAUUUUGAAAAAUCUUCAGCUUUUACUCUUUUAAUAGUUAACACAAUGAUAACAGUAGACUUGUUAGCGUUUAUGUAUUAUUGUGAUAUUUCUCUUAAUGCAGUAUCGUUAGUAAACAUUGUAAUGGCAAUAGGAAUAAUGGUUGAAUUUUGUGGCCAUAUAAUUUUUCACAACUCAAAAUCAAUGAUCUCUUGCCCAAUUCAACGUGCUACUUAUUCUAGUGUAGAAGUUGGAAGUUCGGUGUUCUCUGGCAUAACUAUGACAAAAUUUGCUGGCCUCGCUGUACUUGGUUUUGCAAACACACCAGUGUUUAAAAUAUUUUACUUCAGAAUGUACAUGGGUAUUGUUAUUAUUGCUGCCUUGCAUAGUUUAGUAUUCCUGCCAGUUUUACUAAGUUACAAAGGUCCAAAUUAUGUUCAGGUAGAAAAGAUUGAUAGCACUAAGAAAAAAAAUAGAAGUUGUAAGCUGCAAUUGUUAGAAGUGAAUGAACAUUGACGAAAAAAAAAUAUCAAUAAGUAUAAUCACUUUUAUUUUUWUGUAACUGAAAACACCCAAGUUAAUUUUAUUUAGUURCCUAUUAGUCAAUGAAGUUAAUGAAAACUAAUGUUAAGUAUUUAUUAUACAAAUGGUUUUACAGAUAACCUAACUAAGUUUAGAUGAUUUUGUCAGGAAAACUUUAUAAUUAAUAAAA